Messenger RNA from Panonychus citri (citrus red mite), 974 nucleotides. RefSeq names its product histone deacetylase complex subunit SAP18-like. The record is from RefSeq and is a predicted model, not a curated record. Gene Ontology annotation, biological process: negative regulation of DNA-templated transcription. Gene Ontology annotation, molecular function: transcription corepressor activity; transcription factor binding. The coding region runs from base 122 to 631 and encodes 169 amino acids. The transcript is spliced from 2 exons. Gene Ontology annotation, cellular component: nucleus. Lineage: Eukaryota; Metazoa; Arthropoda; Arachnida; Trombidiformes; Tetranychidae.
UAACCGCUAAAUGUUUGUUUUCAUUUUUUUUCUCAUCUCAAAAGUAACAAUUAACUUGUUUGAAUUUUUUUAUUAAUUAUAUUUAAUUUUUUCUUUGCACAAGUAGUAGUUAAUUGUAAUUAUGACAUCAACAAUUACCGCUCCGAUAGAUGAUAAAGGUGACGAUAAACCAGUGGAUCGGGAAAAGACUUGUCCUCUUUUGCUUCGAGUUUUCUUGGGUAAUGGUCGACAUCAUUCACCUGGUGAAUAUAAUCGAGGAAAUGUACCUUCUAAUGAGCUUCAAAUAUACACCUGGAUGGAUGCUAGUUUAAAGGAAUUAACUAAUUUGGUUAAAGAGGUUAAUCCGGAUGCUCGUAGGAAAGGUACAUGUUUUGAUUUCGCUCUAGUUUUUCCCGAUCUUCGGACUCCAGGCUAUCGAAUGAGAGACAUCGGUUCAACAUGUUCAGGUCAAAAGGGAAUCGAUGACACUAAAACUUUAGCUUUAUCAAGAUUUCAGAUCGGUGACUACCUAGACAUUGCCAUAUUUCCGCCUCAAUCUCGAGGACAACCAAGACGUGGUGGAGGUGCCGGCGGCGGAGGCGGAGGAGGAGGAGGAGGUGGUGGAGGUGUUACUGGCCGAGUAAUUUACUAAACACUCAUCACUAAUCAACUUCACUAGAAAUUUUUUCUCUUUUUCUAUCUCUCCUCUCACCUCUCUCACUUUUCAUCAUUUCUACCAAAAAAAAAAGGAUACAAACAAAACGAUUCUUGUGAUAAAUCAUAAGUUUAUAUUGAUUAUCGGACAAAAUUUCACUAAUUUAUCAACACCAUAGAUUGUCUCUGGCUGCAUAUGCAUUCAAAUUUGUGUAAUAAUUUUCAUUCUCAAUCCAAUUUAUCAAAAAAAAAAGCAACAAUCAACAAUCUUGUACAACAUUGAUAAACGAAAUCAUCACCAAUUGCUGAGUUCAUUAUAUAAUAAAUGAUUAACAAUUAGA